Molecule: messenger RNA, 818 nt
Organism: Hymenoscyphus albidus
Lineage: Eukaryota; Fungi; Ascomycota; Leotiomycetes; Helotiales; Helotiaceae
Source: the annotation of a GenBank genome assembly
AUGUCUCUUCACACCACCCAACUCAACGCCUUGACUCAUACCCCAGAGACCGCUCUGAGGUUGCCAAUCCAGCUACCAUAUUAUCAUAGCGCAUUGUACAAGAAUUCAUGGGGAUUGAACUGGGAAUACCUAUAUAGACAAGACCGAGCAUUCGCCAAUCGCAGCCUUUAUCGGUUCCCAAUCCCACGUCCACCAUUACCACCACACAUGGCGAGCCAAGAGAGAAGACCAAUCCUCCUACCAAACGAAUAUCUUGACCACCAUGUCGUGAGCAGAUUACCCAUCGAUCCACCACUAUCCCAGUUGGUGUACGAACCAGAGCCAGAACCGCGAGUGUCGAAGUGGGUGUACUUUUGGCAUUCCUUCAAUGCUGCAGUGCCGAUCUGGGCAUUACAAAAAGCCUGGAGUUCUGUUUGGGGUUGGGUUAUUGAAGGUAUUCGAGCACCUGUUAAUGUUGCUGUGUGGGUUUGGGAAAGCAUAAAUUGGUAUGCCAUCUUCUGGUUGAUGAUAUCGUUCCAGGUCGUGAAAGUCGUGGUGCCGGCCUUUGCUUUGGAUGAAGAAGUAGAGCAGCACACCUCAAAGCCUUUGUACGUCCUAUUUAUCCCAAAGGAAGAAUGGGCGAGUAAGUUAGCCUACCGUGCUAGAAGUAACCUGCUAAGUCAAUUCACAGGAACCGGACCUAUGUUAGGAAAUUGUUGCUGAAUAGUGUUACCAUGAAUGUGAACAAAGUUCUUAAAAAUAAGAUUGAGAUGGGUAUUGCGAGGAAAGAGGGGUGUAUGGAAAGACGCGGGAAACAAGUCGACAGUUAUUGGGAUUGA